Molecule: messenger RNA, 1992 nt
Organism: Ilyonectria robusta
Lineage: Eukaryota; Fungi; Ascomycota; Sordariomycetes; Hypocreales; Nectriaceae
Exons: 2
Coding region: 85-1686 (533 amino acids)
Biological process (GO): protein phosphorylation
Molecular function (GO): ATP binding; protein kinase activity
Source: RefSeq, a predicted model, not a curated record
UCGAACCACCACGCACUUCGGCUGGUGGCUGUCUCUGCGUUCCAAACAUCGACCAGAACUGCCCACGAUACCCGAGUGCCCAUCAUGGAGGCCGCCGGUCUGGCCUUUUCGGUGUACAAAGACGUCUACUACCUGGCCAAAGGCAUAUAUCAACUGGGAAUGUCCGCACAGCACUACAAAGAGGAGAACCACCAUUUGCUCGUCAAGUUCCGUACCCAAUGUCUGUACUUGCGAAUGUUCAAGCAUUUCUUCAUUUCAGUUUUGCGAGCGGAAAGUCCAGAGGCGUCGUCUGAAAUCCAAAUCCUGGUGAACCAGGUGAACGAAAUCAUCAUAUGCCUCGGACAAGCCCUCGCGCACUAUCGUGACCUUGUCUACGCGGAAGAUGAGGAGUACUCUAAGCAGAGUGAUUCUUUGACCUGGGAAAAACCCACUUCCGAAGCGUUGCUCGCGACCAACCUGGGCGACAUACUGCCCCCUCCACCGUUGCUUCAGCCUGACUCCUCACCAAUGCCCCUGAAGGUCCAGCCUAUCUUCAGCUUUAGGGCCUGGAAAUGGGCCUUGUUCAAGCGGUCCACGCUGCAAAAGGCCAUUAACAACUUCCGGGAGUGGAAUGACCAGCUGAAAGUUUUCGAGCCAAUGAUCGUGGUGAGCCUGUUCGUCAGUGACGAUGCGCGGCGAGCUUUGGAGGCUACGAUCAAGAGCGAUCCGCACUCGGAUCAGGAAGCAUUCGUGCCCCAUGUCAGGAUCUCGCGGCUGGCAGAGGAUGCCACCUUGCCUGCCGUUCCCGCUAACCCCGAUGUGCCGUCGGUGGGUACGCCGCCUACUGACGUGCCUCCCAGAACGCGACUGGAGAAGAAGAGUUAUCCUCAGUCCGAGGAGGAGGAUACUAAGGCCAAGGAGGCCCUGCGCCAACUAGCGGCUCUGUUGGGAGCGGCCGGUGCGCACGAUUUCCAUACGCUUGCUCUGAAGAGCUGUGUGGAUAACCCAGACGGGCAUCAAUUUAUCUUCUCAUUCGGGUUUCCAGAAGGAGCGUCCGACCGAGCACCGGUUAGCCUACAGACGAUCCUCUCGAAGAAGUUGGGCGCCCCGUCUCUGCCCCUGCGCUUCCACAUCGCCCUUACCAUCUCCCGCGCCAUCGCGGCGUUCCAUGCUGACGGCUGGCUGCACAAGGAGAUCAGCAGCAGCUCGAUCCUCUUCUUCUUCGACAAGGACGACCGCUGCAUGUAUCUCCAGCCGUACCUCGUCAACUUUGAGUACUCGCGGCCCGACUCGGCCGAGACCAACAUGACGGCCGACGAUGACCUCGGCCGGAACGUGUACCGCCAUCCGGAUCGCCAGGGAUCGCGGCCAAACGUCCGUUUUAAUAAGACGCACGAUCUGUACUCCCUGGGGGUGGUUCUCCUGGAGAUCGGCGUAUGGCAGACCGCCAUGUCGAUGAGGAACGCAAAGUUAAAGCAGGAAGGGUUCCUCUCCAGUCGCAGUGUCGGGCCCACGCAGGAGAUCUUUGAAACCAAGACCAAGGACCGGCUGGGACACACCAUGGGGCCGGCGUACCAGAAAGCCGUGGAGUCUUGCUUGAACGGGACAUUUGAAGCGUUCUUGCGCAGGGACAGCAUCUUCGCCUUGCAGUUCCAGAGCCAGGUGGUCAAGAAUGUAGACCCGGAUCGGGUCAGACACUUGGAGUAGGAAGGGGACUAGGGGAGGGGAGGGGGUAUUGGCAUGGGCAAUUGGAGCAUUGCCUAGCCGGAUGUUACAGUGACUACCAGAUUGAGAACAGAGGAGCCUUCGUCCUGCUGAAUAAGUACAUUUUUACACUCUCUACGCUCUAUCUUUCUUUCCUACAUCAUAGCGUAACACCGAAUGAGUCGGGGACGUCAUGUCACUUUAUGCCCUUUCUCAUUUUCUAGUACCUUCCGUAUGAUAGACCAAUUUCGAUCAUUGCGUCACAGGGUUCGUAAGCCGCAAUGCCAAGACGCUAGGAUCAGAUAUAAC